Molecule: messenger RNA, 525 nt
Organism: Parathielavia appendiculata
Lineage: Eukaryota; Fungi; Ascomycota; Sordariomycetes; Sordariales; Chaetomiaceae
Product: NADH dehydrogenase, alpha subcomplex, subunit 8
Exons: 4
Coding region: 1-525 (174 amino acids)
Biological process (GO): mitochondrial electron transport, NADH to ubiquinone
Source: RefSeq, a predicted model, not a curated record
AUGGCAGCGCGGAAGCCGGUCUUCAACCAGCAGGUCCUCUACGACACUACCCCGCUGCCAGACUCGAUCCCCAAGGUCAAGGAGAUUGGCGCCAGCUCUGCCCCGCUCCUGUCGGCUUCCUUCUUCAUCGGCGCGCGAUGCAGGGACUACAAUGACGACUACAUGCAAUGCAAGACCGAGAACCCCGGCAGGGGCGAGUUCGAGUGCUUGAAGGAGGGCCGCCGGGUCACCCGAUGCGCCCGGAGUGUUCUUGAGGACAUCAACAAGUCCUGCCUGGAGCAAUUCCGCGCACACUGGCAGUGCCUCGAAAACAACAAUCAGCAGCUGUGGCAAUGCCGGCCCGCCGAGUGGAAGUUGAACAAGUGUGUCUAUGAAAAUCUGAACCUCGAGAAGGUUAUCCCCGAUCAGCCGAAGCAAUCGACACCGGUACAUCUUAGACAGAAGCAAGUGUUUGCCCACCGAUGGAUCCAGCGGUGGGAGAAGCCCUUCAUACCAGGACAGUCUGAGGCAUCGGAGUCUUCUUGA